UUGUCAAAAUGCGGGGUGCAUACGAUAAAGGAAAGGGAGAUAGUGCUGUCGCUGUAUGAUUUUGAUUACGCGUUCAACAAGUAUAAUGAUAACAUUUCAAUGUUUAGUCGUAGGCAUGUCGAUGAGGUUGUCAACUCGUAUGUACAGAUGGGAAUAGCGCGAUUCGUUGAUAGUUGUGUUCUUAUUGACUCGGCACAUCUGCUUUCCAAAGCAAGCUUGGCUGCUCUUGCCCAGGUUUCCAAAGCAAGUGUUUAUUCAAGUUUGAAAAUAGUGGCAUGUGGGUCUGGUUUUAGGGAUGAUAUACGCAAAUGUAUAAAUGACCACUUUUUUACAGUCAUGCCGAGUAGUGAUGAAAACGUGACUGAGUUUAUAGAGUACUUUGUGAAAAGCCCUAUGAGUGCUGAUAUGAAGAAAACAGUUAGUGAAGUAUCAAAUUUCGACAAUUUUGACUUUAUUAUGAAUAUUUUAAGUAUUACAACAGAUCCAAAAGAGUUUUCAGAUGUUUACAACCUACGAGUGCAUGGCUGA
Messenger RNA from Vittaforma corneae ATCC 50505, 528 nucleotides. RefSeq lists its product as uncharacterized. Lineage: Eukaryota; Fungi; Microsporidia; Nosematidae. The transcript has a single exon. The record is from RefSeq and is a predicted model, not a curated record.